AUGGGAUUCUCGAAUUCUCUGUCUGCAAAUGACUAUAUCCAGUGGAAUGGCGAACAUGCUGAUAAUCAGUCUCCAGAAAAAGUGACUGCAUUUGGAGCUGUGUUCAGAUUUUUUUCUCCAACAACAUGCAUUGCAAAGGAGGAUCAGGUGAUGAAGCCAUGUAAUGCACCGCAAAAUCUGAAUGAGAGUGAAUGUUUGAGGUACAAAUGCUGUUAUUCAUCAUCCGGAACCAGUGACCUCAGGUGUUUUGCCGCAUUUGAAGAUAAGCCUACGCAGAUGUUCCGGAUGUUUGGGCUCGGUGUGUUCAGCAUGAUCAUCCUGGGAUGUCUGCCCAUGUAUUGCUGCUCUCUUUGCCAGAGGAGCAAAUGGGCCAAUCCUUUACGAAGGAAGGUCUCCAGAAUGUUAAAGGGUUUGAAGAAGCAAAGAAACAAACAAAAGAAGGAUGCUGAAAUGUUAGAAUCAAUAAUGGAAGAUGAGGAAACUUUAGAAGGUGACGAAAGGGAGCAGGAGACCAGAGCCUUAUUUUCCCGUUGA
Molecule: messenger RNA, 534 nt
Organism: Choloepus didactylus (southern two-toed sloth)
Lineage: Eukaryota; Metazoa; Chordata; Mammalia; Pilosa; Megalonychidae
Gene: FMR1NB
Product: FMR1 neighbor
Exons: 6
Coding region: 1-534 (177 amino acids)
Source: RefSeq, a predicted model, not a curated record